AGCGUUUUCAUUUUUAUUUUUGCCUGAACACUUUUUUGCGAUCUUUUCUCUUUCACGUCUUUCACAGCUGGCGAUAUCUUUAUAUUUUACUUGCUACCCCACCACCAGGGCUGCGUCAGUAAUCCUGUACACUUUUCGCUUAUAUGAAAUAUCCAUAGGCCUACCCCGCACCCUUACCAAGCCUCAUUCGACUCUGCCCGAGAAUAUCCACCAGUACACACUUCUGCAUAUUCAGCCAGCGCCUGUUAUUGUCGUCUUUACAGACUUCGACAUCCAUACACUCUGCCUACAAACACCUAUGCAGUGCGAUAGCGAUGCAAGAAGAAGCAAGAGUGGCACGCCACACAUGGCUAAUACGCCCAUAUCAAACAUACUGAUGCGCCGCCCUCGUCCACGUCAGCCACCCCCGCCCGAUAUGAUCGAUUUCGACCUCAACUGGUGCCGCCUGUGUCGCGUGUGUCUAACCUGCCAGGGAAUUGGGCGUACUGUCCGUCAGGCUUUUAACACAAAGAGCUGCGAAUGCCCAGUGCGCGUAGUUGUCAGCUGCAAGGGCAAGAAAAGCGACAAGGGGCCAAAGACUGUGGACUUUCGGUUCAAGACGCUUAGUGCCCAAGACAUCAAAGCGCUGCAGUGCCUCCUGCGCCAGAUGCGCAGCAAUGUCCCACCAAUCGAGAGCAAUCUGCAUCGUGCCAACCUGUGUGGAACGUGCCAGCAACGCAUCCGCCGUGCGAUUGACGGCAUGAGAAACCCGCAGGGUGAUGGUGACGAGUCAGUCGACUUCCGUCGCCGUAGAUCGAUCCGUGUUACCGUUAGUGAGGACAUAGCAGCAUCCACACAAGGCGGCAAUGCGACUACCCACAGGGCCAUCAACAAUGGGACGAUGCCCGUGACCACUCUGCUGACCAGGUCGACCCCGCCUGGGCACCGCCCGAGCACAGAGAUUGGUGGUGGUACCGAAGACUCAAACCCACAUAUCUAUGCUGAUAUUUCUGCAGUGCAGUUGCCACCGCAGAAGUUGCUUCAGCACCAGCAGCCGCAGCUGCAGCAUCGUCACCAUGAUAUGCCCUCAGCAGAUCAUAGCCUAGAACCUACUGUUCCAAUAUCUAUGCUGAGAUCCAACUCUGCAGAGCCUGCUGCACACCAGCUGCACCGUCGUUUGGAGCGCACAUCGUUUGAAAAUAUUCCCAGCGCAAAAGCUCAUCUGAAGGCUGCAAGAAGCAAGCCAAUAAACAUCGUCUUUGAAGAUGCUAGAGGCGCUGAGCUGUUCCGUGAGUGGGUCUUUGGUGAAAUGACGCUCCAUGAGUUGUUUGACGCCUACUAUCCCAGUGCCCCUGCCGAGCUACUGUUCCGCGAGCAGCUACAAGGGUGUCUGUACUCGCGCCAUUCGCAGGUGUCGCAGAUCCCGCGGAUGGGUGAUCUGAUAGUUAUCAAGGUACAUCUGCCGCAGAGUGUCCCUGGCUUGCAGCUACAUCGUAGCCGCAUGUCGUCACCAAAGACAACUUUGCCGUCUAUCAGCGUGAUUCAUGAGCGUCACACUGCACAGUACCAGACUGCCAUAUCGCUGCUGGAGAUCACAAAUAGCCGCUCGAUUCCAUACAUAGCAACACAGACCACCAUGGCUAACCAGCAGCCUCCCUACCUGCAAGGGAAUUCUGUUAACAGCAGACCUAUUGUCGAGGCGAGCCACCACAGUAUGCUUGAUAACACGCUACCAUCAGUUGCAGCACACAUUGAAACCUCAAAUACGUCUACUUCACCACAGGCAGCUGUGCUGCUGAAACACAGAGAUAACUAUGCUAAGGCUAGUCACUAAGAACCCCAAUCAGCUGCAGCUAUCCCGUUUGUUUACGAUUAUUGCAAACUCCCUGUGUCUGUCUGUCAUAUUGACCGCGCGGUGCCCCGAGCUGCUUCUAUCACCCUCCUAUUUCGCAUACUCUAUCAGUCUUACCACAGGCUUCAGAGCCUAACUUGUACCCAUCCUGCUUCUUUCACCAUGUUUGCAAUAUAG
Molecule: messenger RNA, 2008 nt
Organism: Linderina pennispora
Lineage: Eukaryota; Fungi; Kickxellomycota; Kickxellomycetes; Kickxellales; Kickxellaceae
Exons: 2
Coding region: 347-1813 (488 amino acids)
Source: RefSeq, a predicted model, not a curated record